AUGAAGAACGUCUACUGCGAGGACGGAGGAGUACAACUUGAAGGCUCCCAAAUCGUGGAAACUUCGUCAUGCGUAUACCUCGGACGUUCUAUGAACAUGGAAAACGGCAUGAAAGAAGAACUGAAUAGAAGAAUGAGAGCAGCAGAGGCAGCAUUCACAGCCGUCAGGGAAGCUACGGACCAAGUGACGGACCAAGAUCUUCGUGCCCAUCUGUUCGACUCGACCAUUCUUCCAGCACUCUGUUACGCAGCGGAGAAGUGGGCAGACACCGCGGCCACGUCCAGGAAGCUACUUACUACCCACAGAGGCCUUGAGAGAUGUCUCCUGAAGUUUAACCGGCGCACACAACACCUUGCCGGUCUUCGUAGCUCCGACUUAAGAGGAAUGUCUCGCCUUCGCGACCCAGCGGAAUGUAUAUCGAAAGCAGAACAUAGAUGGGCCGGUCACAUCAUGAGAAGAAUCGACGAUAGAUGGACUAAAAGAACGCUAGAGUGGAUCCCAAGAGAUGCUAAACGCCCUCGAGGGAGACCGCCAACGAGAUGGGAUGACCUGUUCGCUACACGCUACGGAUGGACCAGCUGA
Molecule: messenger RNA, 582 nt
Organism: Necator americanus (New World hookworm)
Lineage: Eukaryota; Metazoa; Nematoda; Chromadorea; Rhabditida; Ancylostomatidae
Exons: 1
Coding region: 1-582 (193 amino acids)
Source: RefSeq, a predicted model, not a curated record